AUGAGCACCACCGCCACGGAGCUGGCGCCCAGCAAGUCGAAUAUCGGCGUCUUCACGAACCCAGCGCACGACCUCUGGAUCGCGGAAACCACGCCCAACCUGUCCGAAGUGCAAGCCGGGUCGGACCUGAAAGAAGGCGAGGUGUACAUCGCGGUCAAGUCGACGGGGAUAUGCGGGUCGGACGUACACUUCUGGCACGCGGGCUGCAUUGGGCCGAUGAUCGUCACGGCCGACCACGUCCUGGGCCACGAGUCCGCGGGCGUGGUCCUCUCGGUGCACCCGUCGGUGACGAGCCUCAAGCCGGGCGACCGCGUGGCCAUCGAGCCCAACAUCCCGUGCUUCGAGUGCGAGCCCUGCCGGACCGGGCGGUACAACGGGUGCGAGAGCGUCGAGUUCCUCAGCACGCCGCCCGUCGACGGUCUCCUGCGGAGGUACGUCAAGCACCCGGCCACGUGGUGCCACAAGAUCGGGGACAUGAGCUUCGAGAACGGGAGCCUGCUGGAACCUCUGUCGGUCGCGCUGGCCGGCAUGGACCGCGCCGGCGUCGCGCUCGGUGACCCCGUGCUGAUCUGCGGCGCGGGUCCCAUCGGCCUCGUCACGCUGCUCUGUUGCGAAGCCGCGGGCGCGUGCCCCAUCGUCAUCACCGACAUCGACGAGGGCCGCCUGAGGUUCGCAAAGAGCCUCGUCCCCCGGGCGUCGACGUUCCAGAUCCCCGUGGGCAAGACGCCCGAGGAGUGCGCCGAGGGCGUCAUCUCCGCCAUGGGCGGCGUGCGGCCCCGGGUCGCCAUGGAGUGCACGGGCGUCGAGUCCAGCGUGGCCAGCGCCAUCUGGAGCGUCAAGUUCGGCGGCAAGGUCUUCAUCAUCGGCGUGGGCAAGAACGAGAUGAAGGUGCCCUUUAUGAGGUUGAGCACCAUGGAGAUCGACCUGCAGUACCAGUACCGGUACAGCAACACCUGGCCCAAGGCCAUCAGGCUGGUGGAGAACGGGGUGAUCAAGCUGGAGAAGUUGGUCACCCACCGCUUCAACAUGAGCGACGCGGUGCAGGCGUUCAAGACGGCGAGCGACCCCAAGAGCGGUGCUAUAAAGGUCCAGAUCAAGAAUGAUGACAGUUUAUAGUUUUUUGGGGGGCCCAUCAACGAGUACCUCGUUACCACACUACAACCUGAUAUACAAAGCAUGGGCCGAGUACAAACUUGAAGAGAUACAGAGCAUGAGGAGGACUCCCCGAGAAAUACCACAAGACCCCGAAAGAAAUGUAAAUCUGUUGGUUCGUUGUUUUCCUGCUCGAAGCAUUUUGCGCGGAACGAGGUAGAAACACAAAACAAUAUAUACGGAGUAUACCUAGGUAGAGCAU
This is a messenger RNA of Exophiala oligosperma, 1354 nucleotides long. Its product is annotated as L-arabinitol 4-dehydrogenase. The record is from RefSeq and is a predicted model, not a curated record. The transcript has a single exon. Lineage: Eukaryota; Fungi; Ascomycota; Eurotiomycetes; Chaetothyriales; Herpotrichiellaceae. Gene Ontology annotation, biological process: D-sorbitol catabolic process. Gene Ontology annotation, molecular function: L-iditol 2-dehydrogenase (NAD+) activity. Bases 1 to 1116 code for a protein of 371 amino acids.